GUUGUUUAUCAACGGAUGCAAUUUUGCGAAAUUACGAAUGAAUAAAAUAAUAAAAACUAUCAUUGUUUAUCGUGAUUAAAGAAAAUAAAUCCCUUUUUAUUAUCAUGACGAAUACAAAGCAAUUGAAGAUUACCAAUAUAUUUCGCAGGGGAGCUUCUGCAAAAAUCCCUGAAGACUGUGACGAAGUUCAGGAGGAAAUACAGCAACUGGAACAGAAGCUAAAAGAAAAGCAGGAUGAGCUCUUUCAACUCCAAAGAAACCGUUUGAGGAACAGUUGUAAAAACAAAAUUUCACCACCUAAGAAUAAACCUGACCCGUUUAUUAGACCGCAAAAAAUUGUCCUGCAUAACUCAGUGGAGAACCUGAAAAGGAACCUGGAGCUUAUAUCAAUGUUGUCUGGAACGGAGGUACAAUCAUAUGUUGCAAACGACCACUGCUGUAUUGUGUACCAUAUGCAGCACGAUUCACAGUUCAUUAUCAAACAUGGAUUAAAGAUUGAUAUGCAGUCAGGUGUUAAUGAAAUUUCAAAAUCUUCACUGCCACUUGGGUUCAACCUGAGUGCUGUGAUGGAAGGAUUCGACAAUGUGAUGAUGCCGGACUGCCUCAGUGCUAUCAGGAAGGCAUUAGUAGCAUACUACGACAGGCUGGAGCAGUAUGAAGCACUGAAGAAACUUCUGAACGUCGAGGCGACACUAUUCAAAGUGAUUGACGGUUCUCACAUAGAGGUGUCAUUCACCGCUCACAGUGAUAUGGAGCCAGAAGAUGAGCAGAUCCACAUAGUUCUUAUGCUGGACUACAGAGUAUAUGACAUUAGACCGAAGACUAUUACUUUUAAAGAAAUGGACCUUCCUGAGGGCGCGGUUGAGGCUCUGAGGGAACAGUGCACGAUAUUCAAAAAGAAGCCGCUUCGGAAAGCAUUCAAGGAAGCCUUCAUCACUGGCAUCGGACCAUACAAAUUGACUCAACAGAUCGGCCCCAGGCCUUCGGAGCGGCCGCAGCGUCGGCGCCCGCGCCCUCACAACAAACACUACCAUAACGACGACACCUUCCACCCCGAAGACUGUUCCGACCAGAGCGACUAUGCUAGCGACAACUGAUAUACGAAAUAGCCUAUGUUUUUUGAGAGUUAAUCAACAUACAAAAAACACAUGGAUAUGUUGAUAAAGCAGAUGGAAAUUGAUAUUACUCAGUGGAAUUUAAUGUUGCAGUGCAACUUUUAGUGAGAAGACACACGCUGCGGUGCGGCGCCGCACUGCAAACUUUUUACCGCAUCGCUGUACACGUCAUGUGAUAUUAUGCGCCGCCGCAAUACGGCACCGUCUCGCUCAAUCGAAGUGCGGUGUGCAUGCGGUGCGGCGCCGGAACGCACCGUCAGGCAUAUCAUUGAUUUUUAUAUGCAGGACGCCGCAGCGACACCGCUCCGGCGCCGCGCCGCGACCGCACCGCACCGUGUGGCUUCUCCCUUACGUGUAUGUGCAGUGUAUAAAGUGAAAACAGUCUUGUGAUGAAGUUAAGUGAAGUGUAAUUUGUUUGGUUACAAACUACUGAAAUGGUGUGGUUAGAAAAAGACAUUGCGUGUAUUACAUAUUAAACUUUAUUUAAAAUAAAAAUAGAAAAGAAUUUAUACAACUUUUUAUUGUUUACAAUUAUCAACUUUAGGUCUUGCCUCAUUGAUUACUACUUUUGAACUAGCAAAACUGAAAUAUUUAUUUUACACAAUGUAUUAAAUCUUA
Ostrinia furnacalis (Asian corn borer) is the source of this 1733-nucleotide messenger RNA. RefSeq lists its product as uncharacterized. The transcript has 7 exons. The record is from RefSeq and is a predicted model, not a curated record. The coding region runs from base 105 to 1097 and encodes 330 amino acids. NCBI's taxonomy places the organism in Eukaryota, Metazoa, Arthropoda, Insecta, Lepidoptera, Crambidae.